This is a messenger RNA of Girardinichthys multiradiatus, 9233 nucleotides long. It is a transcript of the gene pcdh11, whose product is annotated as protocadherin 11. Gene Ontology annotation, biological process: homophilic cell-cell adhesion. The coding region runs from base 920 to 4801 and encodes 1293 amino acids. The record is from RefSeq and is a predicted model, not a curated record. Gene Ontology annotation, cellular component: plasma membrane. Gene Ontology annotation, molecular function: calcium ion binding. Lineage: Eukaryota; Metazoa; Chordata; Actinopteri; Cyprinodontiformes; Goodeidae. The transcript is spliced from 8 exons.
CGGCUUUAAGAGAACCGCUGGUUCUUAAAGCUGCGGCUGGCUCCUCCUUCCGCCUAUGAUGUCAGUUGGAGGGAGAGCGAGAGGGAGAGAGAGGUGGGCAGCAUUGAGGAGCUGAGUUCAUACUAUACUACUGAGACAUCUACAGCUUAGCAGACAGAUACGGUGAACCGCCUAUCCCGGCUUCUGUAAGUGAUGCUGCACUGAGGCACACUUUGAUCCAACUCCACUGGGGGGUGAUGCGCUCUCUGCAUUCCUCAUUUAAGAGUUUUUUAUCUGUGUGCGGAGCCUGAAAUCAGUCCAAACAACUGACUGUUGAAUAAAUUAGCUUCAAAAUUUUAGUUGUUCAUUAGUGGUAUAUAUAUAUUUCUUUUUUUUUUUUUCAUUCUCUUUAUGUCUGCGCCCUUAUGGAUUGAAGUUGUAAUGUUCGUAUAAAGAGGCGUUUAGCACACGUGGGUGUUGUUUCAGCGUGAAAACCGCUGAUUUUCAAGGCAAAUUAGGCUAGAGAUACAAAGUUUAUGUAAAGCAACCAUGGAUAACUGCGUAUAUCCGGCUGUGGGAUUUUGAGUCCAAGACAUCCGAAGAGGAAUUACAGCCUCCCUUUUUAAAACAAAACAAAAAACAAAACAAAACAAAAAAACACGAAGUUGAUUUUUUUUUUAAACGCAAGGAUCACAUUUUUUUAGCUCUUGGAUAAGUUUUUGUAGUGGAUUUUUUUCCUACUUCGCUCGUGUUUUCCUGCAGAGUCAGAUGAGGAUCUUUUCUCCCCGUUUUCCCCACUUCAGAUUAAUUCAUGGCACUUCUUUUUUGUAAGUCAGAGAUGCCUCUUCGCGGCGAUACUCACGGUUAAAUUUUCAUCAUCUCCAAACACAGAAGAAAAAGUUGCAGCUAUAGAAGUGAAGCUCACACCACAUUUUUGAGCAUGAACUUGGCAAGUCAGGUACAUGUUCUGGUGGCCUUGCUCACCUGUUUGGUCUUAUUAUGCAAGGCCCAGGAGAGGGACUACAUCGUGAAGGAGGAACAGCCGGAGAACGUUCGCAUUGGGAAUCUGCGCAAGGACCUCGACCUUAACCUGGACCCCACCAUCAGGCUGUCCUCUCCGCUGCAGUUCAAGCCUGUGUAUAAGACGGGCGAUGUGCCUUUGGUGCGGGUGGAGGCAAACACGGGGGAGAUUUUUACCACCAAUCACAGGAUUGACCGGGAGAAGCUGUGCUCGGGGGUCUUCACGGAGAAACGGUGCUACUAUGAGAUUGAGGUGGCAGUGCUGCCCGACGAGAUCUUUCGAUUGGUUAAGAUCCGGUUCCUGAUCGAGGAUGUGAAUGACAAUGCACCCCUUUUCCAGUCCACGGUAAUAAACAUUUCCAUCCCUGAGAACACAGCCAUCAACACCCGAUACCCGGUGCCAUCAGCAUUUGACCCUGAUGUGGGAAUCAACGGGAUCCAACACUACGAGCUGGUCAAGAGUGUCAAUGAGUUUGGCUUAGACAUCAUUGAGACCCCUGAAGGUGACAAGUGGCCACAGCUUAUUGUUCAGCAGAACCUUGAUCGGGAGCAAAAGGACACCUUUGUGAUGAAGAUCAAGGUGGAGGAUGGUGGCAACCCCCCUAAAUCUAGCACUGCCAUUCUCCAAGUUACCAUUUCUGAUGUCAACGACAAUCGUCCUAUCUUCAGGGACAGCGAGUUGGAAGUCUCAGUUCCAGAGAACACUCCGAUGGGGACUUCGGUGGCUCAGCUUCACGCCACAGAUGCAGACCUAGGUUUCAAUGCCCAGGUCCACUUUUCAUUCAGCAACCAAAUCUCCUCCUCUACCAAGCGCCACUUUGCCAUCAAUAGCUCCUCUGGACUGAUUACUGUAAAGCAACCUCUAGACCGGGAGGUUACUCCUGUUCAUAAACUCAUUGUUCUUGCGAGUGAUGGCAGCUCAACCCCAUCAAGAGCCACAGUGACUGUCAAUGUCACAGAUGUUAAUGACAAUGUUCCUUCCAUAGACACUCGCUACAUUAUCAACCUGGUAAAUGGGACUGUCCUACUGUCUGAGAAUGCUCCUCUCAACACCAAAAUAGCCCUUAUUACUGUUACUGACAAGGAUGCAGAUCUGUAUGGCAAAGUGGCUUGCUACACUGACCAUGAUGUUCCUUUCCGGCUAAAGCCUGUCUUUAAUGAUCAGUUCUUACUGGAGACAGCUGCCCCUCUAGAUUAUGAGACCACUCGUGAAUAUGCUAUUAAGAUAGUGGCCUCAGACAGAGGAACGCCUCCUUUGAACACUUCAGCUAUGGUUUUAAUUAAAAUCAAGGAUGAGAAUGACAACGCACCCAUCUUUCCCCAACCUGAAAUUCAACUUUCAAUACCAGAGAACAAUGAUGCCUCAACUCAGUUAAUAAAAAUCAGUGCCACUGAUGCAGAUAGUGGACAUAAUGCUGAGAUUAUUUAUACUCUUGGCCCUGAUGCACCGGAUGGGUUUAACAUAGACAGGCGGUCAGGGAUUCUCUCUGUUGGGAAGCGAUUGGACAGAGAAAAGCAAGACAGGUACUCAUUCACCGUCAUAGCAAAAGACAAUGGCUCAUCCCCCUUGCAGAGUAAUGUCACUGUUAGGCUAAUUGUCCAGGACCUCAAUGACAACAGCCCAGCUUUCACUCACCCUGAGUAUAACUUCUAUGUGCCUGAGAACCUGCCUCUCUAUGGGACAGUGGGUUUGAUCACAGUGACAGAUGCAGAUGCUGGAGAUAAUGCUAUAAUCACCUUGUCCAUUUUGAAUGGCAAAGAUAAUUUCAUCAUUGACCCUCAAACUGGUGUGAUCAAACCAAAUAUCACCUUUGACAGGGAGCAGCAAAGCUCCUAUACAUUCAUGGUCAAAGCAGUUGAUGGAGGGCAGCCUCCAAGUUCCUCCUACGCCAAGGUCACAAUUAAUGUUGUCGAUGUGAAUGACAAUCGCCCUGUGUUUGUUAUCCCUUCCUCCAAUUACUCAUAUGACCUGGUGCGAACCACCACUACUCCAGGUUCUGUGGUCACCAGAGUGUUUGCCAUUGACAAUGACACUGGUAUGAAUGCUGAGUUGCAGUACAGUAUCAUCAGCAGCAUUAUCAUCACAUCUAGGGUCUCCCCUAGAGGUCUCUUUUCCAUCGACAAAACAACGGGUAACAUAACGCUGCAGGAGAAAAUAGUACUAGCUGAUCAGGGACUGCAUAGGCUGGUGGUGAAGGUCAAAGAUUUAGGCCAGCCUGAGUCAUUACACGCUAUUUCACUUGUACACUUGUUUGUCAAUGACACUGUGUCAAAUUCUACUUUUAUCCAAGAGCAGCUGCAGAAGAGUAUGGAAACACCACUGGAUCGUAAUAUAGGGGACAAUGAGAUAACGCCUCAAGCUAAUGGAUAUUUAAUUGUUGUUAUAGCAAUCAUUGCAGGGACCAUGACUGUUAUUUUGGUGAUAUUUGUCACUGCUUUGGUGCGUUGCCGGCAAACACCUAGACAUAAAGUAGUCCAGAAAGGCAAGCAAAGUGGGGAGUGGGUGUCACCCAACCAAGAGAACCGUCAGAUCAAGAAGAAGAAGAAGAGAAAGAAGCGAUCCCCUAAGAGCCUUCUCCUGAACUUUGUGACCAUCGAUGAAUCCAAGCCCGAAGACUCCACACAUGAGCAUGUUAAUGGUACUCUGGAUCUUCCGGUGGAGCUGGAGGAGCAGACCAUGGGAAAGUACAAUUGGGCGACCACGCCUACGACCUUCAAACCUGACAGUCCAGAUUUAGCCAAGCAUUAUAAAUCUGCAUCCCCUCAGCCCACUUUUCAAAUCAAACCAGAAACCCCAGUGGCCCCUAAGAAACACCACGUGAUCCAGGAGCUCCCCUUGGACAAUACGUUUGUGGUGGGCUGCGACUCACUCUCCAAGUGUUCAUCGACUAGCUCCGACCCGUACAGUGUCUCAGAGUGCAGCUGUCAGGGGGGAUUCAAGACUGCAGGGCAAAUCGCCACCCGGCAGAACCCGGGCCAGACACCAGAGAAGUCUUUUAACUCUCCACCACCCAUUUGUCCUCAUAAGUCACCAGAUCUCAAUCCAGUAGAGCACCUCUGGGAUGUGGUGGAACGGGAGAUUUGCAUCAGGGAUUUGCAGCCGACUAAUCUGGAGCAACUGUGCGAUGAGGCCUGUCAACUUGGCAAGAUAACCUCCAUGAAUACCCAACGCCGUGUGACCUUCCAUCUUCCAGAUGGUUCCCAGGAAAGUUGCAGUGACAGCGGGCUGGGGGACCUGGAUCCCAGCAGCACAGCCAGCGCCAUGCAACCUCUCCCCCUUAGUUUCCCCCAAGAUGAGUACUAUGAGCAAACAUCGCCUAACAGUCGCACAGAGGGAGAUGGAAACUCAGAUCCUGAAUCUACCAUCGAGGUAAAUUUGAAAAAAGCUUUGGCUGAGGCCUCUGAGACCUGCACCCAGGAGUGUCUGAUACUGGGCCACUCUGACAGCUGCUGGAUGCCCCCAACCCUGGCCCAGUUCCAGAGCCCUGGCAGCAACAGCCCCACCCCAACCACCACCACCAUCACUGCUGCAUUCCCCUCCUUUGGCUUUCAGGGAGUAAAAGCUAACAUAGGCGGCAUGGGGGUCAUGGAUGGCCGCCACACUCUGGGCAGGUCUGUGCCCAAAAGAGAUGAACUGGACAAAGGGUUCCACCGGCCACAGUUCUACAACACCCUGGAUAGACACUGCAGCAGUAAGAAGGAGGACCCGGUGAAGGUCAUCCCACUGGCAAGUUUCUCCUCGCCUGGGCAGCACACUCCUACUGGUGGCAGCAGCUCUUUCCUACAUGAGCACCAGCUGUAAGAGACAGAUCUUCACUGGCCUGACUUAAAGUAAAUAAAACUCCAUUUAUAGAUGGCUUGAGACUUAAUAAUUGCUAUGUACGCAUACCUCUAGAGGUAUGUGUAAUUUCAAUAACUUUGAUCAGCGCAAGCUCAGUUUUACCAAUGAAGACACCUGAGAAUGAAUGAAACUACGAUGAUGUUGUUCAGACACAAUUAAAUGAAAUCAAUCUGACAGCUUUUGCAUUUGAAAGGAACGAAAGGCUAAACUCAUCAUCCCCUUGUGUUAUAAAUAAAAAGUAGUUCUAUACCAAAGUAGAUCAAUUACAGAAAAAGAGCAUUUCUUUGCUUUUUCUUUAGUGAUGUUUGCUGUGAUAAGGAAAUGGGACCUGUACACUUUAAGCCUCACAGGCCUAGCUUACAAUGACGGUGUCCUAAAAGACUAAUUUCUGGCAAAGAUGCAAACGCUAAUACAGUACUUUGUGUUAUGAGUGAGCUAAAUCAGGCUAAAUGUUAAUUAUGAGCUCUGGGCUGGUGGUGUUUAUGUUGAAGUUCUAGUGAAGUAUUCCUCUUUAUAACAAGUGUACCAAACUCCUUUGGCAGUGAGAGAUGUUGUUACCCAAAGUGUUUUAGAAGUCUAUUUUAGUCAGGGGACUGCAGAAGGGUUAAAAAAAAAAAGGAAAAAAUAUCCACAAAGCAAAUCUAGGCCAAUAGUAGACUUGUAUUUUCAUCUUUUGCACUCUACAUUUUCAUCAAGGACCAGAAAACAAACAACAUUUUCAAAACAACACAAACUACUUGUUCAUGCACAUAUGCAUACUCAAGAUGUUUUCCAUAUGGUCAUUGCAACAUUACUGCCAACUCCUUUAAAUGUUUACUCACAGCAUUAUCACUGUAGCUUGAUCUUGAAAGACAAAAAAAGAUGUGCUUUGGAAAUGUAGCUUUUGUUUUUUUUUUCCUUUUGUUUACAUUAUUCCAGUUUUGCUGCUCAGAAACUCUUCAUAAAAUCACAUAUGGAGCGAAAAAAUGGCAGUCUCAACAUAAUUACAUUGAUGUGUUAUUUCCGUUGUGAACCAUAUUGUGGUUAGGAAGCUUGGAGAGAUUCUAUUGGUAACCCAUCAAUAGAUACAAAGGCGAAGAAAAAAGGUAACAAAAGCUCAAAGAGUGCAGUUUUUAUAUAACACUGUUAAUAACACCAGUGUUUCAACAUCAGUUGCUGCGGGUUGAUGCGUUUCUAAGAUCAGCGUUUACAUUUUAUUGGCACUAGAAAAAAAAAUACAAGCCUGUUUGAAUUUCAACAACAUCAAGGGUCUAAGUGAAUUAUUUUUGCUUUCUGUGCUUUCUGUGCUUUUUAUUAAAAUAAACGCUGGGAUUUAUUUAAGAGGUGUCCUCUGCCGGUCAUCCCUCACACAGUUAAAAAUGGCAUCUCUGCCCAAACAUGCAAAGUUACUCUGAUGAUAAUAACAAAUUCAGACUAACUUGUAACAGAUUGGGUGCAGCAUACUGUAUUGCCACACCAAUAGGUAACUUUGCUGAUAUCCAUUUAUCUUUCCUGUACCAUCCAAGCCAGGUGUCAACAUCAUCAGGUAUAUGACUCAUGCAAUUCAUUUUUUGUUGCAUCUUGCAAAUUGGGAGCAGGCCUAAAUCUAUAAUGUAGUGCCAUAUCCUCGAGGGAAGGUGCAAGGCAAAUUGUGUUUGUAUGCUUUGAGCUAUUCUACUCUCUCAAAUAAUGCUUCUUAACAAUAUAAAGGGGAUUUAUCUGAUAUUCACUGAAAUGAUCACUUAAGGGAACAGUGUGUCAAGGACAAAGAAAGGGCAGUUCAAUUUCACCUGAGUCAAUUAUGAAAAUGAAUUGAAUUCAAAACAGUCAACUUAGCUAUACCCUUCUAUGCUCAUCUGUUUGAGAAAAUGUCCCAAUCUCAAAACCCAAUUUCAGCUAAUUUACCAAUUAUUUUACUUUUUUCCAUCUUGCUCUACUUUCCCCUCUUCUCCCAUUGUUUUAGCAGACUAAAUGGUAUUACUAAUGUAUUUUUAAUCAAAAGGAUCACAUAUCAAAUGGAACAUACAUCAUAAUGUCAGGGAAACGUUUAGUUUUUUCAGUAGGCUAAACACAGAUUCAUCUCCACAUAUCAGACACUUAAUAAAUAUUCAUAAUUAUUUGUAGUCUCUUACCACCCUUUAAUUUGUGUGGUAGAUACAUCUGUUAAAUACACUCCACUAAGACAAAAAUAUGAAAUAACCAUUAGAUAUUUUUAAAGAGAGGUCUUAAAAAUAUUUUUUUUGUUGGAUUGUUUAUAGAUAUAAUACUGAAAAUUGUCCUUUGCCCUACUCCCUCUACCUAAAUAGAGAGACUACACUCAAUUGCCAAUCUAUUAGUUGCACCAAGAUCAUAAAGAGGCAAAAGUAGCUCAAAUAACUACCAUUACAACCAAGAUCUCUGAAUUACUGUCUGAACACAAAGCCUGUUGGAUUUUGAAGCAAAUAAGCUACAGAAGUAGACACUGGGAGACCCUCCUGUCAACUGACAACAUUUUGAUGAAUUUGGGGUAAACAACAUGAAGGCAUACACAUUUAACAGUUAAGGCUGGUGAUGGUGGUGUAAUGGUGUAGGGAAUAUUUUCUGGACACACUUUCAGCCCAUUAGUAGCAAUAGGACAUUAUUAAAAUCAACUGCUAACCAUCCCUUUGUCCAUCCCUUUAUGACUACAUUGUACCUAAGUUUUGAUAGCUACUUUCAGUUGGAAAAUGCACCAAGUCUGGUUUCUUGAACAGAGCAAUGAAUGCAUUGUACUCCAAUGGCCUCUACAUUCACCAAAUGUUAAUCCACUGUAGCACCUUUGUGGUAUGGUAAAGGAGGAUAUCCAAAUGCUAUCAUGUCAAUAUGGACUAAAAUCUCUGAGGAAUGUUUCUAAUAUAUUGCUGAAUGGAUUCCAUAAAUAAUUAUCGAUAUUCUGGAGGCAAGGGGGUGGGGUACCUAAUAAAGUACCAAAAGUGUGCUUAAUAAAGUGGCCAGAGAGUGUAUAUCUGGUAUAAGAAUGGAAUGCUAUACCCACUGUUGCACUGUAAUUAAAAUGUGAUUGUUUUAAUUGCUAUAUUCUUUAACAUGUUUUAAGUAAACACACAAUUUCCCAUCUACAACAUAUGUAGCUUCUUUAUGCUGCAGUGUUGCCACAGCCGCUUGUGGUGAAAGAGGGGUGUGAUAAAAUAACAGCAUGAAUAUAAACCUGUAAGGAUGUUGUUUUGAUACAAAGAUCAAUUCUUAGUUUCUCUUUUGUUCCUUAAAACUAGGCUGCAUUUGGUUUUAUCUGAUGUAUUAUUUAUUUUUUAGAACAAAAGGCAUAUAAUUUGUAUGCCCACUGAUGUAAUUAUUAUUUUCCAAUACCAGACAGCUUUGAGGACCUGGUUUCUCUUUGUCAAGAUUACUCUGUUUCUAGAAUUAUUGAAAAAGUCAAAAUGAUUAAUGCUCACAAGUUUUCACUUCACAUGAUACUGCUCUGAAUGUUUUCAUAAUUUUUCAUUGUCAUUCCACUGCAAAGACAGAAAACUGAGAAAAUGUUUUAUAAAACAGCAAAGUAUUUCCUCCUUUUCCAGAUUCCUUGAUAAGGAGGAGUGUUAUUGGUCACCAUGUCAACUCUGUGUCAUAGUUUGCAUGAACUGUUUGGAUUCUGACAAGACAUUUUGACAUUUUUGGACUGCGUGCUUCAUGCAUCCAUAUGUUUAGAAUCAGUGUCUUUGUAGAUAUAAACUUCUCUUCCUGUUCUGUGCAAGAGAAAUGUUAUACAGUGUACACAUCCAAACCUUGUGAAGUCACCAUACCACUUAUACCUCUACAGAUUCACAAAUAUCAAAUAUCUAUACAGUCAGUUGAUCUGGAUUUGAAAUUGUACAUAGUGGAACCCCUAACAAAUGAUAAUGGUUGCAAACUUGAAAGACUUGAAAAAACUGGAAAUUACUUUGUCCACAGCAAGCAAAAAGACAAAAAAAAAAAAAUGAGAUGAUGUGAUGAGAUGACAAUCUCUGUUGUAUUGAAUACAUAUGCAUAAUAUUCAUGAGACUGAAUGUGUUUGUAGGUGAUUUUGUGUAUGAGCAAGAGAGCACGUGUCUCUUUGCAAGUAUGCUUGUAUGUAUGUAAGUGUGUGUACGGCCACACACCUUGUUGGACAAUUUUAUGUAUACAAAUGUAUCUUGUACAAAAAGAAUAGAAAACAACAUGAUAAAAGACUUAAGUAUAUGCUUGUAAAUUAGUCAUGUGUGAGUCGGGUCAAGUUUGUUUUGAGAGAAGGCUUCAAUGCUUGCCAGGAAAUCUGUAUUAGUCCAUUAAAGCUAUACAGUCUGUGUUGUCAUGCCUUUGUAAGAUAUCCCACUUAAUUCUAUGAAAAAAAACCUUGCAUAUGGUAAAAUGAUUUUUCAUGUCAAUUCAUUUUAAUUGAGCCAUUAAAUAUUGAGACCUCAAA